AUGACGAGCUUCCCCGAAGACGACAGCGAUGCGGCUAGGAAGGGUGCUGAGUUGCUCUCCAAAUUCAAAAACAUCAGCCUAGGAGGCCCAACCCCGGGACGAGAGCACUAUUUAGAUACCAGCUCAGGCAUCACCGCUGUUGAACCGCGAAGCAUCGAAGACUCGGAAGAGGCUUGCCUGAUGUGUAACGCCACUCCAGUUCAACGAUGUGCUCGUUGCAAAUCCGCCAGUUAUUGCUCAAAGACUUGCCAAAAAAAUGACUACAGAGCUCACAAACUCCUCUGCCAGCAGUUUGCUAACCAGAGCCCGAGGCCUUCCGCCCAGCAUGUACGGGGUAUCUUCUUUCCUGUCAACGCGGAAAAGCCAGAGGUGGUCUGGAUUCCCUGCGCGCUAGUCCGUCGACCUGAUGAAGAACCGUGUCAAGAACUUGAUCCGAUGCCCUUUCUGCACGAUAUACCUGGCUGGGACCGCAUCCAGGUCAACCACGUACGACGCCGGCAACUUGGCGUCGGCCUGGCUUCCUACCACCCGGAACCUGCUGGCUACUGCGUUGCGCUCUUCUACCGCGAUAAUUUUCUCUCCGAUGGCUCAGUGCCCAACAAAAGUUUUCAAGCCUCACUUGCAACAUCGGGUGCGCGUAACUCGUCUUACCGCGGUCCUUUGCUUGCGGUGCGCCAGCUUCCUCCCAAAGACCUGGAGCAGGAUGAUUUGUGGCGGGAUGUGAUGUUGUCCGACUUCCGUCAUAUCAUUGACCACUUUCACCCCUCCGUUGUAGGCGCGGUCUGA
Molecule: messenger RNA, 786 nt
Organism: Aspergillus mulundensis
Lineage: Eukaryota; Fungi; Ascomycota; Eurotiomycetes; Eurotiales; Aspergillaceae
Product: zinc finger MYND domain-containing protein
Exons: 2
Coding region: 1-786 (261 amino acids)
Source: RefSeq, a predicted model, not a curated record